AUGACGCUAGUUGAAGGUGAUGACUAUCAGCGUCUGUGGCUGCUUGUUGGGGAGCUCUCUCAGCAGCUAACGACAAAUAGAGAGGUGGCCGCUCAAUUGCAAGCCAGAGUCGAUGAGCUGAAGGGACAAGCGCUCCACAACAACACCGGAUAUGCGCUUCGUCGAUUCAACCUGGACAUUUCCAAGGAAAAGUUUGAAUCAAAUUUGGAAAAGCUUAACGCCAGCCUGGUAGUUGAGAAUCAGACACUUGCCCACGAGAAUAAGCAGCUCAAUUUGCUGCUGAGGGAAUACGAGCAGACCUUGGAAACUAUCAUGGGUCGCUUCAGGUCCUUUUCCCACGCAACUCAAUCGCACACACUUCAGCUCACAUCUCACUACGAGUCGCUCCUUGCACAAGCAGAAGAGGACCAAUCCAGCCGAGACUUGUCCGAAUCGACAGCCGUGUCGAGUCGUCUAAGCGAAAUGGGAUCCUUAGUGCGUCUUGCUAUGCGUACUUUGGAUGGUGAG
Molecule: messenger RNA, 507 nt
Organism: Ceraceosorus guamensis
Lineage: Eukaryota; Fungi; Basidiomycota; Exobasidiomycetes; Ceraceosorales; Ceraceosoraceae
Exons: 3
Source: RefSeq, a predicted model, not a curated record